UAAGCGUUUCACUGUUAGUCUACACCUGCUUUUACGAAGCAUGUGAUGAAUAACAUUUGAUUUGAAUUAUGCCUAACCCUCUUGGAUAGCAUUCAGGCAAAUAUGGCUUACGUGGGGAGGUUACUUAUUACAUGCGCAGUACGCAAGUUCUGUAGUAUUCUCUGAGUGAGGAGACUGCAGCAUGUCUGUAGCACAUAGUAUGACCCUGAUUGCCUGCAUUGCAGUCUGUGUCUGCACUGGCUUGCCCCCUUGUGGCUGUUUUAAAACAUUGCACUACAUUGCAACAACUGCAUGAGAACUAGGCAGAUCUGUAAUAGCACAACAGUAACAGAUUGAAGCGCUAUAUGAUGAAUUAAUAUCCACUGUAAUGAUAUUAGAAUGUCUUCUAUUGUAUUCCAUUUUUUAUUUGAUUUAUUAGGAUCCCCAUCAGCCAACGCCGAUGACUACAGUCUUAGUUGGGUCCUACACAUAACAAAAAAUAUAUUAGACAAAAGACACAUUUUGCAUUAAAAGAUGAUGAUUUUAUGAUUUGGAAAGUGGCAACAUAACUCAAUGUAACUAUAGUAUAUAGAUGUAUAUAGUCAUGGAAGAGCACUGAAAAUUACUUUUAUGACCAGUAGAGAAGAGUGAGAAUGAAGAGAAUGAACCUGUUAUGGUCGGUAUAGAAUGAAGAGAAUGAACCUGUUAUGGUUGGUAUAGAAUGAACCUGUUAUGGUCGGUAGAGAAUGAACCUGUUAUGGUCGGUAUAGAAUGAACCUGUUAUGGUCGGUAUAGAAUGAACCUGUUAUGGUCGGUAUAGAAUGAAGAGAAUGAACCUGUUAUGGUCGGUAUAGAAUGAACCUGUUAUGGUCGGUAUAGAAUGAAGAGAAUGAACCUGUUAUGGUAGGUAUAGAAUGAACCUGUUAUGGUCGGUAUAGAAUGAAGAGAAUAAACCUGUUAUGGUCGGUAGAGAAUGAAGAGAAUGAACCUGUUAUGGUCGGUAUAGAAUGAAGAGAAUGAACCUGUUAUGGUCGGUAGAGAAUGAAGAGAAUGAACCUGUUAUGGUCGGUAUAGAAUGAACCUGUUAUGGUCGGUAUAGAAUGAAGAGAAUGAACCUGUUAUGGUCUGUAUAGAAUGAAGAGAAUGAACCUGUUAUGGUCGGUAUAGAAUGAAGAGAAUGAACCUGUUAUGGUAGGUAUAGAAUGAACCUAUUAUGGUCGGUAUAGAAUGAACCUGUUAUGGUCGGUAUAGAAUGAACCUGUUAUGGUCGGUAUAGAAUGAAGAGAAUGAACCUGUUAUGGUCGGUAUAGAAUGAAGAGAAUGAACCUGUUAUGGUCGGUAUAGAAUGAAGAGAAUGAACCUGUUAUGGUCGGUAUAGAAUGAAGAGAAUGAACCUGUUAUGGUCGGUAGAGAAUGAAGAGAAUGAACCUGUUAUGGUCGGUAUAGAAUGAAGAGAAUGAACCUGUUAUGGUCGGUAUAGAAUGAAGAGAAUGAACCUAUUAUGGUCGGUAGAGAAUGAACCUGUUAUGGUCGGUAGAGAAUGAACCUGUUAUGGUCGGUAUAGAAUGAAGAGAAUGAACCUGUUAUGGUCUGUAUAGAAUGAAGAGAAUGAACCUGUUAUGGUCGGUAUAGAAUGAAGAGAAUGAACCUGUUAUGGUCGGUAUAGAAUGAAGAGAAUGAACCUGUUAUGGUAGGUAUAGAAUGAACCUAUUAUGGUCGGUAUAGAAUGAACCUGUUAUGGUCGGUAUAGAAUGAAGAGAAUGAACCUGUUAUGGUCGGUAGAGAAUGAAGAGAAUGAACCUGUUAUGGUCGGUAUAGAAUGAAGAGAAUGAACCUGUUAUGGUCGGUAUAGAAUGAAGAGAAUGAACCUAUUAUGGUCGGUAGAGAAUGAACCUGUUAUGGUCGGUAGAGAAUGAACCUGUUAUGGUCGGUAUAGAAUGAAGAGAAUGAACCUGAGUCAGAUGUGGCUCACAGGUGUCUUCCUUGAUCAAUGAUCUUGUGCAUUAUUCUUUUGAUGCCACUGUGUUGAUGUUUUCUCCCCCCCCCCUGCUAGCAGGUCCCCUGUGUGUGAUGCCCUCUUGCUAGCAGGUCCCCUCCCAGAGUGUGAUGCAUCAUGGCUCCGGUGCUCAGUGCCUUGUUAGGGCCGAGGGUCGCGGGGUCAGGGGUCGCCAUGUCGACAUUGUUAGGCAGCGAGCCGCUGGUCCUAGUGGUCACCCUGAUGGCCAUCUCUGCCAUCGUGCUGCUCUCACUGCUACUGCAGCUGUGUGCCAGCUGCCAGGGGCAAAAUAAAUCCAAUGGCCGCCCAGGAGACCAUGAGAACCUCAUGAAUGGAGUGUCUGAGAGAGAGACGUUUACCGGAAGUCAAUCUGUGGACAGCCCAGGGACUGACCUAGUGGUGAGCAGUUCACACAACGGCCCACUAACCAGUGGUACAGUGUUGACAGACACCCAGGACAGCAGUCCCCAGCCCUCUGAAGAGAUGCUGUCCAGCCAGUCAGAGCUGCGGAGCUCCAAGUGUCCCCAGGACCGCGAGCUUCCCAGCAUCCCACCCAACAGCUCCCUGGAGGGGAUGGGAUCCUCCAGCCAACCCCCUCUACCCGUCUCCGGAGACGGCACCUACGAGGUGGUGAAGGAGAGAGGCGGCAUCUUAACGGCGUCCCGUGAUGUGAGCGUUGAAGACUCCCUCUACGAGACGGUCAAAGAGCUGAAGGACCAUCCAGGGAGCCUGGCUGUAGGUAUACCCAACGGACACGGUACUACGUCCCCCUUCAGCCCCGAUGACGACCCUCACCACCGCCACAACCCCCUACCCCCUUCCCACCACCGUCCAGCCCUCCACAAUGGCCACCUCAGCCCCUGCAGCACCCCAGAGCGGGGGCCCCUGUGCGCGGGAGUGGAGUACGCCUCGGUGGAUCUGAACAAGAAGAGCCGUUACAGUGCAGACCUGGAGGCCAGGCGCUCAGCCACCAUCACUGCUGCUGUGAGCCCCCCAGAGGAGCCCGAGGAGGAGGACAGACCCCCGCCUGUACCUGACAAGGUGCUGGAUGAGAACGACAACCAGCCUACCAUGAUGGACGCAGGAGGGGUGGUGGUAAUAGGGGCAGCACUUCACAAUGGAGAGUUGCUCUCUCCCUCACCGGGGCUUCACAACCAUGUGCUGUUGGAGAACGAGCUGUCAGACAUAUACUCCACAGUGAGGAAGACACACCUAGACGUGGAGGAGAAGGAGAGUGACUACAGCAGCAUCGCUGAGAUCAAAGGUCUGGUCCCUGAGUCGUCCUCCAGUGAUCUCUACGCUACUGUCAGGGACAUCUACCCCCAGCUCGGAGAGGGGGAGUCAGACCCACAGGGACCCCCUGGGGACCUCCAGGAGUCCCCUGCAGAGAGCAUCGACCCGGGCUACGAGAACGUCUGCCUCACUAAGACUGGCAAUGGAGAGGACUUGGGGCUGAGGAACCAGGUUCAGGAGCCAGACUAUGAGAGUGUAGGUGAGCUGGGCCUGGGGUUGAACAGGGAGAGUUCCCGUCUCUAACUGGGUAGUAAAGCUACAGUGCGGGGCCUAAAUCUGAGCCUCUGGGGCCUCACCCUCAACCCCAGCAGUUAGCCUAACUCCUAGCCUCAGAUUCAACCCCAGCCAUUAGCCUAACUCUUAGCAUCACCCUCAACCCCAGCCAUUAGCCUAACUCCUAGUCUCACCCUCAACCCCAGCCAUUAGCCUAACUCCUAGCCUCACCCUCAACCCCAGCCAUUAGCCUAACUCCUAGCCUCACCCUCAACCCCAGCCAUUAGCCUAAUUCCUAGCCUCACCCUCAACCCCAGCCAUUAGCCUAACUAAUAGUCUCACCCUCAACCCCAGCCAUUAGCCUAACUCCUAGCCUCACCCUCAACCCCAGCCAUUAGCCUAACUCCUAGUCUCACCCUCAACCCCAGCCAUUAACCUAACUAAUAGCCUCACCCUCAACCCCAGCCAUUAGCCUAACUCCUAGCCUCACCCUCAACCCCAGCCAUUAGCCUAAAUAGUCUCACCCUCAACCCCAGCCAUUAGCCUAGCUAAUAGUCUCAGCCUCAACCCCAGCCAUUAGCCUAACUCCUAGCCUCACCCUCAACCCCAGCCAUUAGCCUAACUCCUAGCCUCACCCUCAACCCCAGCCAUUAGCCUAACUAAUAGUCUCACCCUCAACCCCAGCCAUUAGCCUAACUCCUAGCCUCAGAUUCAACCCCAGCCAUUAGCCUAACUCUUAGCAUCACCCUCAACCCCAGCCAUUAGCCUAACUCCUAGUCUCACCCUCAACCCCAGCCAUUAGCCUAACUCCUAGCCUCACCCUCAACCCCAGCCAUUAGCCUAACUCCUAGCCUCACCCUCAACCCCAGCCAUUAGCCUAACUCCUAGCCUCACCCUCAACCCCAGCCAUUAGCCUAACUCCUAGCCUCACCCUCAACCCCAGCCAUUAGCCUAACUCCUAGCCUCACCCUCAACUCCAGCCAUUAGCCUAACUAAUAGUCUCACCCUCAACUCCAGCCAUUAGCCUAACUAAUAGUCUCACCCUCAACCCCAGCCAUUAGCCUAACUCUUAGCCUCACCCUCAACCCCAGCCAUUAGCCUAACUAAUAGUCUCACCCUCAACUCCAGCCAUUAGCCUAACUAAUAGUCUCACCCUCAACCCCAGCCAUUAGCCUAACUAAUAGUCUCACCCUCAACCCCAGCCAUUAGCCUAACUCGUAGCCUCACCCUCAACCCCAGCCAUUAGCCUAACUAAUAGUCUCACCCUCAACCCCAGCCAUUAGCCUAACUAAUAGUCUCACCCUCAACCCCAGCCAUUAGCCUAACUAAUAGUCUCACCCUCAACCCCAGCCAUUAGCCUAACUCUUAGCCUCACCCUCAACCCCAGCCAUUAGCCUAACUCUUAGCCUCACCCUCAACCCCAGCCAUUAGCCUAACUAAUAGUCCCACCCUCAACCCCAGCCAUUAGCCUAACUCCUGACCUCACACUCAGUGCUAACCAUUAGACUAACUCCAGCUUCACCCUCAACCCCAGCCAUUAGCCUCACUACUAGCCUCAACUUUACCCAGCAGCCCUGAUGACAGGAACACCACCUCAGGGCUCUGAACUUCAACCUUCAACCCUACUGCCCAUCAUCACCAAUUCAGGGUUUCUGCCCACUACCCCCUCAGUGCAGUUUGGGUGUGCCCACAGCCCAGCGAUAUCUGACUGAAUUAGCUAUAAUCUUAACUCUCCAUCAAUUCAUGGGGCCCUUAAAUUACAAUGUGCGUACUCUGGGUGCUAUCAAAUCAGUAUCUGAACUAUGAAAUCACCGUCCGUUUUCAAGUUAUUGGCAUCCGUCCACUUUGUGAUGUUGCUUCUCACUCUGUAUCAUGGUGCACAUCACAUCACUGAAGAUUGAAGGUUAGCUACAUUAUCAACGACUGCUAUCAAUGUGGGAAGGAAGGCCAAUAUUUCUACAUUAUCCAUCACCAUCAUAAUUACUUCCUCAGACUAUAAAAUAGUACAUUUAUAAACAUUUAUAACCAGUCAUUACGAAUUCAGUUCAUUUUACAAGGCUGGUGACAAGCUGACUGGCCAGUGACACUUUGUCAGUGCCUUGUGAUUUGAGUUUUUGUGCCAUAAUGUCGUUCUAUAAGGCACUUAUAAAGGUAUGAGUAGAAUGUUUCCCCACAAUGUAAUGUCACUUUUUAUAUAAUCUGUUCUCCCUUCCUAGUGCAUCAUUUCAUUCAGAACAUCAUGAUAAAUCAGAGAUAUGAUAGAUAUGUGUACUUACAUACUAUUGUGAAAUAAGUAGCCUCAAGUCAGGCAGUUUAGACGGCUGAACUCGAAAUGGAACGGCUUCUUUUAGUUUCUAAAACAUUUUUUAUUUGAUUUACGUCAACUUUUUUUAAUUUAAAAAAAUCAAAUUCCUAUUUAUUUGAAGAUGGUGGAUCAUUGUGUGAUUAAGGGAUAUCAGGAAGUGUGUUUGUUCAUGAGGGAAACUUGAAAAGGUUUUGCUCUGUACAUAGGAUAAACAAAUGAAUAAGUGGGUUACCAUGGUAAUAAAGUAGUAAAGGUACUCAUGAAUAAUCCAGACUUUUUAAAAAGGACUUAUUCAUUCAAACAAAAGACGAACAAUGGUGAGACCAUAUCUAUCAAUGUUGUUGUGAAUUGUUGUUUUCUCUAUAUUUCUUCACAUGAUUCAAAAUGUAUUUAAAAUACUUAUAUUCGCUCAAUGUGACAAUAUGCAACAGCAAACCGGUGUGUUAAUGCAGCUGUAUUGAUCAAGGUGUAUAAUAUGUGUUUGUAUGGCGUGUUUAUGCUUACCCUGUAGGUACGUAUACUAUUGAUACGGUGGAAAAGGAUUUUAAAGCACAAAGUGUCAAAAAACAUUAUGCUACUGCUUCUGUACAGAGCUUAUAGCAACAACAUCAUACAUACAUACAUAUAACCCAUCAUGUGCACAAUUAUAAUAUCAAAUGCUUCUAACUUAACUAUUUGAACAAGCACUAUUAAGGUAGCAUGUGCUGAUGACACGCUAACCGAGGGUUGUAUAAAGUUAGAGUACGAUUUCAUUAAGUCGGCUAAUGUAUGAAUUUGCAAAUGGUAAAGUAUAUUUUGUAGUAUGUAUGCAUGUGAUUUGGACUGCUUAAUAGUGGCUAUAAAAGCACAUAGAGGACAGUAAAACCAUGAUGUCAUUUUAAGGGAAUACAUUUAGGCUAGCUGUAAGUAUGCCCCUUACUCAGAGAGUGACCUAACUAUUGUUGAAAAUAUAGUGAUUGAUUGAAUUGUGGCGUAUAACAGUUUGGGAGUUCUGUAUUCUGUUUUAAUAGGACACCAUCUCAUUGGUUAUUUUGUUCUGUUGUUUUAUUCAAGUAUGGUACAUUGUGUUGGUACAGGUGUUUUAAAACAGAAAAGUCAAAGUUGGUACUUUUUAUUUUUUUUAAAGAAAAGUGAAUGAAUAUUGUUGUUUGGUGUUUAUUUUCAAACUAACUGAGUAAGUUGUGACUAGCUAUUGCAAUGAUGAUAUCUGCAUUUGACAGUUAAACAAUAAUACUAUCUUACUUUUCCUCCCAUUUCUCUGUUAUCUCAAUAUUGCACAUUAUUGGUGUAUGCAGAGUGAGUGAGUGGAUUUCAUUACACAUGCAUGAGCUUGAAUGAGCUUCUUGACGACAAACCAAGCGCGCAGGUUGACUGAUAUUAUAUUCACAAAUGAAAUCCAGGAAGGAGAGAAAGGACAGUUCCCACUAAAUUAGCAACAAUUGAUAGACACAUUAAAGAUGCUAUACAUUUCAGAUAUCCUAUAAAGCAAGGGCCCUGCAUAUGAGGUUUUUCACACAUUUUAUAGAGUGUAAUUGUCAUUUCAUUAAUGUUAAAUCGCAAAAACAUGACCUUUUAAUGACCAUUGUUCUCCCUAACAGAUUCCAGAUUAGUUCAUGUAGCAGGAAAUGCUUUCAUUUAAACCUAAUGGUGUCUAUGGAAAUGCCAUAAAAGGCUUUUAACAAACGGUCUGUCAAAUAGGAACAUUAGUGCCAAAUCUCACAACCAAAGGUACCACACACAGACGAGCGUACGCACACACACUCAUACAGGAGGGAGUGGGUUGUGGGGGGCAAGCAUGAAGAGGAAGUCCAUCAUAGCACCCUCUCAUUCAGCCCACUCUAAUAAUGAGACAAUACAUUCUCAACAAGCAGCAGAGAAUUCCUUACCAUUGUCUUUCAUUAUGGACACUGUGUCCCAAAUGGCACCCUAUUGUCUCCGUAGGUCACUACUUUUGAACAGUCAAAAGUAUUGCACUAAUAAAUACUAUAGGUAUAGGGAAAAGGGUGCCAUUUGGGAUGCAGCCAGAGCCAUGCUUUCUUUGACAGUUAUGUGCACAUCUGUCAUAAGAUUCUAUCUGGUUUCCUGUGUAUGCAUGAACAUAUUUUAUGACCAUAAUUUGAAAAUAUUAAAAGAUGUAUAACAAGUAA
Oncorhynchus tshawytscha (Chinook salmon) is the source of this 7933-nucleotide messenger RNA. It is a transcript of the gene pag1, whose product is annotated as phosphoprotein membrane anchor with glycosphingolipid microdomains 1. Gene Ontology annotation, cellular component: plasma membrane; membrane raft. The coding region runs from base 2093 to 3511 and encodes 472 amino acids. The record is from RefSeq and is a predicted model, not a curated record. The transcript is spliced from 7 exons. Gene Ontology annotation, biological process: intracellular signal transduction; negative regulation of T cell activation. NCBI's taxonomy places the organism in Eukaryota, Metazoa, Chordata, Actinopteri, Salmoniformes, Salmonidae.